Messenger RNA from Oncorhynchus kisutch (coho salmon), 1678 nucleotides. RefSeq names its product equilibrative nucleoside transporter 1. The coding region runs from base 282 to 1607 and encodes 441 amino acids. Gene Ontology annotation, molecular function: nucleoside transmembrane transporter activity. Gene Ontology annotation, cellular component: plasma membrane. The transcript is spliced from 14 exons. NCBI's taxonomy places the organism in Eukaryota, Metazoa, Chordata, Actinopteri, Salmoniformes, Salmonidae. The record is from RefSeq and is a predicted model, not a curated record. Gene Ontology annotation, biological process: uridine transmembrane transport.
GUCAUUAUUGAGGUUGUUGUCUUUUUUACCACUCCCAUUGAACACAGAUCACUUCAGAUAAGUCCCUAUUGGUCUUUGAACUUCAGCUGUUGAGACAUCGCUCGCCGGUGAACAUAGUUCUGACAGACGAUUGCAACUCAGCGUUCAACACCAUAGUGCUGACCCUGGGACUAAACACCUCCAUCUGCAACUGGAUCCUGGACUUCCUGACGGGCCGCACCCAGCUGGUAAGGGUUUGGUGCUGAAGUGUAAAGGGUGAUAGUAAUCACUGAAGAUAAAUAAUGACCGUCCACGAGCCAAAAGACAAAAACAAUGGCGUGUGGCUGAUCUUUUUCAUGCUGGGCUUAGGAACGCUCCUGCCAUGGAACUUCUUUAUGACAGCCACCAUGUAUUUUAGCAGCCGUCUCAGAGACCCCUCCCAAAUGGGCACCAACCUGUCAGGCAAUGGGAACGGGGCAGAAGGGAACAACCGUAGCCUUUUGGAGGCCAAGUUCAAUAACGUAAUGACACUUUGUGCCAUGGUGCCUUUACUGGCCUUCACCUGUCUCAACUCAGUCCUGCAUCAAAGGAUUCCUCAGAAGUUUCGGAUCAUGGGCAGCCUGGCAGUGAUUUUGGUGGUGUUUCUUCUGACAGCCAUUUUGGUUAAAAUAGAGAUGGCACCCCUCCCCUUUUUCACGUUGACCAUGAUCAAGAUUGUCAUCAUAAACUCCUUUGGAGCUAUCCUGCAGGGCAGUCUGUUUGGCAUGGCAGGCCAGCUGCCUACCAAAUACACCACACCCAUCAUGAGUGGGCAAGGCCUGGCGGGAACUUUCGCUGCCUUCUCCAUGAUCUGUGCUAUCUCAAGUGGCUCGGAGAUAAAUGACGCUGCUUUUGGAUACUUCAUCACAGCCUGUGUAGUGAUCUUAUUGGCCAUAAUAUCCUAUGUGGUCCUCCCUAAACUGGAGUUCUACCAAUAUUACAAGACCCAAAGUGGAAACAGAAUUAGUGAUGAGGAGAACAAGCUGGAUCUACUCAAGAAAGAAAAUGCAGCAGAGACUAAACCCGUUUUCAAAAAAGGAGAAGAGGAGCAAAACGUGUCCAUGUUGACCAUCUUCAAGAAGAUCUGGGUCCUGGCUCUCUCUGUGUGUUUUGCCUUCACCAUCACCAUCGGCACCUUCCCGGCAGUCACUGUGGAUGUGAAGUCUACCAUCGCUGAUGGAGGCACCUGGGAGCUGUACUUCAUCCCCGUGUGUUGUUUCCUGCUCUUCAACCUCAGCGACUGGGUUGGGAGAAGCCUUACUGCUGUGUGUAUGUGGCCUGGGAAGGACAGCAAACUGGUGCCCAUUCUUCUGGUGGCCCGUGUGAUCUUCGUGCCGCUCUUCAUGCUGUGCAAUGUUCAGCCCCGCUACAACCUGCCUAUCUUCUUUGAACACGACGCCUGGUUCAUCGUCUUCAUGAUAGUCUUUGCCUUUUCCAAUGGAUACCUGGCCAGCCUUUGCAUGUGCUUUGGGCCCAAAAAAGUUGCUGCUCAUGAAGCUGAGACAGCUGGAGCCAUUAUGGCCUUCUUCAUGUCCCUGGGUUUGGCUCUGGGAGCGUCCCUCUCAUUCCUCUUCAGAGGCCUGGUCUAAAAUGGCGCCCUGUAGAGAACAUGACCCCAAAACCCCAAAUUGACCUAUAAAACUUGCAUUGUAACAAAUUG